AUGAUUUCCGUUUUGUUUACUGAGGGAGAGGAAGGUGGGGCGACCACAUACGCCUCAUUUUACCCCAAAUCAAUGGCACGCUGAAGAGUGGGAGGUGCGCACACUCCCCCCUGCACACACAGGCAUCCACGGGGUGCCAAUUAGGCUGCAGCCACUUGAUCUCAGCCCCACACUGAACGCCGAAGGGGGGCGGCCACUUCUCACUUUUGCCAGAGUUUGAGGGAGAAAGGAGCUUCGGCUACCACUACUUUCGGAAAGUGUCACUUAAAAGGGGAACCGGUUUAAAUUUUAAGACUCUGGGAGGCCGCCACGUCCCCUCCUCUCUCCUUUCACGCAGCCGCCCUUUGCUGCUGCCAGGCAGGGGUCCCCCAUCGGUGCCAAGUCGUGUGCCGCCGCCUGUGCGCGACGGAGUCAGGGCGCGCCCGAAACCCACCGCAAGCCCAAACACACGGCCCCGACGGCGCCUGGGACGCCGGCUCCCAAUGGGCAAAGCCGGAGCCGCCUUUCCUCCGGCGGGAGGUUCCGCGGGGCCGCCCCUAAGUCAAGGGACGCCGUCCGGGUCUUUGUGGGGCGCCUCCUUCUUCCCCCUUCCCCGCACCGCCGCCGUCCUCGCUCCCCAGAACAGACGGGAUCCCAACAUGGCCGCGGAUCCGCCAGGGACCGGGAGGAGAAAGUUUCCUCCGCACCACCUCCGCCGGCUCUCGGCUUCGCCCCGAAGGGGGACGGCGGGCUGCUCUCUCCCCGCGCCCCCCUGACCCGAGCGCGCCGCUUACUGAGAAACCGAAGCGCGCCCUCCCUUCGCUCCGCUUCCCAGGUCCGCAGCUUGUUGCUUCUCGCUCUCCCUCGGUUUCCUUCAGCCGCCGUUGCUAGUCGGGCUACUGCCGCCGCCGCUGCCCCGCCCGCCGCUCGUGCGCGUUCACACACACACGCUCUCUCACACACAACACCCUCGGCCGGCCUCCAAGCGGCGAGGAGGACGAGCCUCGGCGGCAUCCCGCCCCAGCUCGAUUUCCCAAGAGAGAGCCGAGGGGAGGGGCCGGCGCCAUCUUGGGAGAGGCGCCCGUCGAAGCCGGGGGGGGGGGGUGUGCGCUGCUGAAGGGGGAGUAAGGGUCGAAGCCCUCCCUGCUGGAGAAGGGGCGCACGGGAAUGUGCCGGGGUUCACACGGGGCGCCCUUCGAGCAAAGUCUUGGGUCAUUCUCCCCUGAAGCUCUCUGGCCUCCCCCCGCGCAACCCGAGCGGUUCAAAACCUUUCUGCUGCCUGAGGUGAAGGGCAAUGUGGAUGCAGCACACCUCGCGUUUCCGUGCACUGACCCCGAGUGGGCUUCGCUUCGAGCCUGGAAAAGGGAUUUCUCCCACUGCACCUGAGGCAGCAGCAGGAUUGUCUUUGGUUACUAGACAGCAAGGUCCUGCAACGCCUGUCUGCUGCUCCCCAGCUCUUGCCACUUCACUUUGCCCUAGAGUAGUAUAAGGGGAAUAAUUUGGAUAUAUUAUCCGUUCAUUGUAAAAGAGAUUCGGAGGAUCUAACACGCUCAAACCAUAUGUGACUCGCCUCUAUUUUAACUCGCCUUGUGUAACAAAAACGUUUUCACCAGAUUGGGUUGUGAUUGCUGUGUCCGUUGAUGUUAUGAAUGUUGUUAUGGCCUUUGAUGAGUGCAAUCAACAUUUUGAUGAGGAAGAAGAUAUAUAAUAAAGCUGUUUCUGUGCUUGUUGGAGCCGCUUGUGCCCACACAUCUAUUAUUAGCACUGAGGAUGGGGAUGAACAUGAAACACCUUGCCUAUUAAGCAGUGGCAUAGCGUGGGGGGUGCAGGGGGGGCCGGCCGCACCGGCCGCAACAUCUGGGGGGGGCGCUCGCACUCGCAGCUCUCUGCCCCUACUAAAAUCCACGGGUUAGGGGGCGCAAAUUACUUGCCUUGCCCCGGGUGCUGACAACCCACGCUACGCCGCUGCUAUUAAGUCUUCAGUGCAAUACUUUUUCUGAUGGGAAUUCGCCUCCACAAAGGCUUGACUGCUGUAGCACCUGGAUGUCUUUGGGUAGGUCUCGCCUAGAAUGUGUUUGGAAGUGUUUUUUAGCACUUGGGUUUUAGGCUGCAAGUAGAAUUUCCUUUGCACCAGCAUUACUGCACUAGUCAUGAGCAUAGCCAGGAUUUUUGAUUUUUGGGGGGACAAAACCUCAGUUAUUUUUAUUAAUGGGGGGCAGCUGCCCCUCCCUGCCCCCCUCUUGGCUAAGCCCCUGGCACUAGUACUGCAAAAUAUUUUGCUCCAUCCGCCUGGAAGGGCAGCCGGGAAAAUCCGCACUGGUAGGUAGGCCACAGAAAGCCCCAUAACACUGAGGGGUUGAGCUAUCCACAGUCCACUGAAUCCCCAACAUUGGGUCCAUUGCUACACUAACUCCAAGCUGGCAAAACAAUUUGCCUGUCCUCUUGCGCUGAAUGGUGCAAGAUGCAGGGCUGCAGAUGCGGCAGUGACCCACUCAUCCACUCCAUUAAGCCUGGCCAGGGUUUGAAUUGCCGUCCCAGUUUGUAGCAUUUGUUUGUUUGUUUAUUUUCCGCAGGCUCAACUGGUGGUCCUGAGUAAUAACAGACUGCUGGACACUAAGGGCUUCCACACCUCGUCUUAA
This is a messenger RNA of Podarcis lilfordi (Lilford's wall lizard), 2618 nucleotides long. The record is from the annotation of a GenBank genome assembly. Lineage: Eukaryota; Metazoa; Chordata; Lepidosauria; Squamata; Lacertidae.